GUUGUCGACACUGCAACGAGAGUGAUUCCGAUCUUUCGUCUUUCUUUUACGCUGCCGUGUUGUUAGGUUAUCUCGUGCGUGUUCACAUCAUUCUCGAGACUCUACUCGUCUCGUUUGUAUUUUUCUUUUUGAUCGCGCGCGAAUAGCACACCACAAUGUCCAAAAGAGGACGUGGUGGUUCCGCCGGAGCCAAGUUCCGGAUAUCUCUCGGUUUGCCAGUCGGCGCCGUCAUCAAUUGUGCUGAUAAUACCGGCGCUAAGAACUUGUUCGUCAUUGCCGUCCAGGGCAUCAAAGGACGUUUGAAUCGUUUGCCAGCCGCUGGUUCGGGAGACAUGAUUGUUGCUACAGUCAAAAAGGGAAAGCCAGAACUCCGUAAAAAAGUUAUGCCUGCGGUAGUCAUUCGACAGCGGAAACCUUUCAGAAGGAAGGACGGGGUGUUUUUGUAUUUUGAAGACAAUGCUGGGGUAAUAGUCAACAAUAAAGGCGAAAUGAAAGGGAGUGCUAUUACUGGUCCUGUAGCUAAAGAAUGUGCAGAUUUAUGGCCUAGGAUCGCAUCAAAUGCCAGCAGUAUUGCUUGAAUUUUGUUUAAACUAUAAAUUUUGUCUUGACAUCAAUAAAACCCAAUAUUUACUGUAA
This is a messenger RNA of Aphis gossypii (cotton aphid), 636 nucleotides long. RefSeq names its product 60S ribosomal protein L23 (gene RpL23). The transcript has 5 exons. Gene Ontology annotation, cellular component: ribosome; cytosolic large ribosomal subunit. The record is from RefSeq and is a predicted model, not a curated record. Gene Ontology annotation, biological process: translation. Lineage: Eukaryota; Metazoa; Arthropoda; Insecta; Hemiptera; Aphididae. The coding region runs from base 156 to 578 and encodes 140 amino acids. Gene Ontology annotation, molecular function: structural constituent of ribosome; large ribosomal subunit rRNA binding.